Molecule: messenger RNA, 10221 nt
Organism: Drosophila innubila
Lineage: Eukaryota; Metazoa; Arthropoda; Insecta; Diptera; Drosophilidae
Gene: east
Product: serine-rich adhesin for platelets
Exons: 8
Coding region: 316-7782 (2488 amino acids)
Source: RefSeq, a predicted model, not a curated record
GCGUUUCCACCGACUUUGAAUUCUAAUGCGAAUUCGAAUUGAUUUCGGUUCAAUUGAAUAACAAUAAAUGCGGAAAAUUCGCAAAUGAUGCGAAGGCGACUCUGAAAAAAAAUGAGAAUUAAGUAGUCAACAAAUGGGACCAAAUCACAACGACUUCAAGUGUUUACAAGUGCAGCUAGAGAUUUGUCACUUUCACGCUGACCGCAAGCAGCAGCAGGAGCUGGAUCAACUGGCGAGUGAAUCAAAAGCGUCAAAAUAGGAGCGUCGACAUCGUCGACAGCAGCGUCACAAGCUUUGCCCGGUGACGGCUCGAGGAUGUCGGCGCGCAAGCCACCAACAGUAGCAGUAACAACAACAACAGCAGCAGCAACAGCCGAAGGAACAGGAUCAAAGCCUGAUAACAAUAAUGUAGCUUCGCCUACGAUAGAGAUGGAAGCGUCCCAAGGGGACGAAGCAACAACAACAGGGGAAACAACAGCAACAGUUGCAGCAGGAGAAUCAUCAGCAACAACUGCAACAACUGCAUCUGGUGAUGCCGAACAGGAUCCGGAUAAAGAUCAAGAUCGAGAUCGAGAAACGGAUAAAGAUAGCAACAAAGCGUAUCAUCCGUCACCAUUAACAACGGAAUGCGGCUCGCCACGAAAGACGCACAGUGAUAGCUCCAGUUUGGGAAAGAAUCUUCGUGUCACGCGGCAUUCAUCGCCACUGCUUCUGCUCAACUGCUCUGGAGGGGGAGGCGGCGGCGGAGUGAGCGAUGGGGAGGAGCUACCAAGUGGCAGCAACAGUAGCCAAGGCAGCCAAAGAAAGAGCUCCGCCGAUCGUCAGACAUUAAUACGUGGCCGCAAGUCCAUUAAGGAUCUGAAAGAAGUGAAGGAAGCAGCCGUUAAGCUGCUGGAGGAAUUAAACGUUAAGGACGCAACUUAUGAAAUGGAUUCCGAGGGAACAAUUAUGAUACUCCCAGAACAGUAUGUAAAAGACCAAAAGGAUACGAAAGACACAAAAGAUACAAAUACCAAGUCAACGGUGGACGGAGAUAAGGACUUAAAGGACUCUAAAGAAAAGGAUAAGGACAAGGAAAAGGAAACAACACCAACUCCAACGCCGGUUCCGAUUCCGACUCCGAUAGUCCAGCCAACUCCGACACCGACUCCAACUCCUACGUGCAAUCGUGUUACUCGCAAAGCGCAUGCCCAGGAACUCGCAUUGGCCAACAACAAUACACGGGUGACCCGCAAUCGGCGUCAGUCCUCGACGGUCAACAAUGAACCACAGCUGCCUGCCCGUGGGCGACGAAAAAGGCUAGCGCCACCGGAUCCCAAGGAGUUUUUGAAACGCAAGCGAUCCGACGAUGACACAGAGUUGGGACUGAAAUACGGAAAGCUGGAAGUCAAAGAGGAGGAGGAUGACCAUGAGUCGAGCACGACCUCCCUGGGCGCCGAUGAGUCGACGCCGGCCAAGUCAACGAUAAGCAUCAAGGUAGAACUGCCGGAUAGCGAGGAGCAAAUCACAGUCGCCACCGCCGCCUUGACCUCGCCAGCAGGAGCAACACCAGCAGCUGCGGUCACGCCCACACAACAGUCGGGGAACAGGCGCGGACGUGGCAGACCUCAGACAAAGGUGACACCUUCGACGAGCAACAGCAACACCGCCAGCAGCAGCACUACAACAACAGCAGCAACAACAACAACAACCAGCACACGAGCCACACGUCACAGCAAGGCGGGAUCCCCAGGUCUGCUCGCAGCAGUGACGCCAACGGAACCAACGCCGCCAAAGCGACGGCGUGUUGGAUCCGCUAAUCGCAGUCUGUUGGUCGCCAAGGCAACAUCGGCCAGCUCUAGUUCUCUGGCAACCAGUUCGCACGGUGGCGCUGCUGUUGAUGAGGACUCCAAGGAUAGUCUGGCCUCCUCCUCCAUGGACGAUCUGCUGUUGGCCGCGGCAGAGAUCAAGCAGGAGAAAAUGACGCUCGACUUUGAUGAGAGCUUUGUCGAUGCUGUUACAAAGCCAACAGAGCCACAUCCGGAGCCAGAGACAGUUGAACAUAUCAAUUCUGCCGAGGAUGCACAUGCUUCCACCAGUGCAGCCUCCUCCAAUGGCAUUGAACCGCUCACGGUCGAUACGGAUACGGAUACAUGCAAACCCUCUGGGAAUGUGCUUGGCCAGAUCGAGGAGGGGCCUGACCAGGUCAAGGGCCCCGCUCCUGAGAGUGAGGCAGAGGGAGACAGAGACGGAGAGGGAGAAACUGAAUCGAAUGAGGCUGGCAAAGCGCCCUCGCUGAGCCCGGAGAUGAUUAGCGAAGGCGUCAGCGCCAUUAGCGUUAAGCAGUUCUAUAAGAAGCCCGAGUUCCUGGCCAACAAUUUGGGCAUUGAAAAAGAUCCGGAGCUGGGCGAAAUUGUCCAAAUCGCGACUGAGGCACAAACGUCAACAGUUGAUGGGGAGACAGAGACGGAGAAGGACACGGAGACGGACAAGGAGACGGAUGUUGCCGCAGAUGUUGAAGCUGAGAUUGAAAUGGAUGGAGGUGAUGUUGAGACAAAACACGAUGAUUCCUACUCAACGGGCAUGGGAGAACUUCGUGUCGAUGAAAGCGGUGAUGAGGUGGAUCUGCUUAAACAGAAAUCCGACUCUGUAGAAGAAGCAGAAUCUGGAGAAGCAGAAGCAGAAGAGUCUGGAGAGGCAGCAACAGAAAAAACUGAAACAAUUGGUUCGCCGGGCGAGCUUAAUGGCGAAGAGACUGAGCUGCAAUCCAAGACGGAUGACUAUGAUGACUUUGAGAGUGAGAUUAUGGAGCAGCUGGCCAAAGAAGGCGUAGUGGAUGCUAGCGGCAAUGCGCUUAGCGCCACCAAACAGAUCCAGGAAGAGCCACUGCAGCAGCUGCCAGAGAUUGAAUGUGAUACGGUCAAGCAGGUUGAGGAGCAGGCGGCGGUGGUGGAGGAGGAGGAGGAGCAGAAUGAGCAGGGUGAGGACCAGAAACAGAUGCAGGAGCAGGAAGAGGAAUCGGAAUCAGCAAAGAAACUAACAGAUGGGGACAAUGAAAUGAUGCUCGCCUUGGAGGUGGAACCGUUUACCGAAGAGCAGGAAGCUGAAGCCAAUGCUGAAGCCGAUGACGACACAGAGAUGCAGAUCCUAACUGAUGACUGCUCCGAAUAUCCAGAGGAGAACAAGGAAAAUGUGUCCACAUUGGCCACAGAUGACAUCGUUGUCGUCGCCGCUGUUAGUCAUGAAUCAGCCAUGAAUAUCGAGCUGGCCAUAGACAUGAAGGCUGAAGAGAACGUUGCUGCCAAACUGGGCGGGGUUAAGGAGGAGCAAAAGGAUCAGGAUGAUGAGAUACCAUUGGCUGCCAUUGCCGCCGAACAGAAGACGUUGCCCAACUUGGAGCCGACCAAAACUGAAGCCAAUGGCAAGCCAAUGAAGCUCCAGGAUGUCGAAGAGGAUCUGCGACGCCAAAAAGAGUUCCAUUUGCAGAAUCUUGGCUUGCUGACCCAUCAGGCAGCCGAGCAGCUGCGCCAGGAGUACAUCCAGGAGGCGCACACCCGUGCCGUGCAUCAGCAACAAAUGCAACAGCAACAACAACAACAGCACCAGCAGCAACAGAGUGGCAAGAGAUCAGCUGCCAAAGGCGGUGGUGGCAGUGCCUCUCACAUUGAGUCUAGUGGCACCCUCAAAACUGUCAUCAAGCUGAACCGCAGCAGCAAUGGCGGCGCCGGUGGUGCCAGUGGUGUGCCCACCGGAACUGUCAUACACGGCGGUGCCGGGAGCGCUGCUGGAGUGGCUACCUCAAAUAUGGGCAGUGCCACACGCAAGGGUGGCGCUGGCAUCGGUGGUGCAGGCGGUGCAGGCAGCUCGGCGCAUGGUGUGCGUCGCCAAUCGCUCAAGAUGACAUUCCAAAAGGGUCGGGCACGUGGUCAUGGUGCGACAGACCGUGCGGCCGAUCAGCAUGGUGCCCAUGGUGCCGAGGACUCGUACUACACCAUACAGAAUGAGAACGAAGAUUCAUCCCAUUCUGAGGGACAUGGCGGUCAAAUGGAUCACGGCUUCUAUCAGAUGGUGAAGAAGGACGAGAAGGAGAAGAUACUCAUACCAGAGAAGGCAUCUUCCUUCAAGUUUCACCCGGGUCGCCUGUGCGAGGAUCAGUGCUACUAUUGCAGCGGCAAGUUUGGCCUGUACGACACACCCUGCCAUGUGGGCCAGAUCAAGUCCGUGGAGCGUCAACAGAAGAUUCUAGCGAACGAGGAGAAGCUGACGGUGGAUAAUUGCCUGUGCGAUGCCUGCUUUCGCCAUGUGGAUCGGCGUGCCAAUGCCCCCUCCUACAAGAAGCGUAUCUCUGCUCCGGGACACUUGGAGACGAGCAACAACAACAACAACGCUGGCGGUGGCAACGGGAAUAGCAUGGAUAAACAUUUUGCUGGCGAUGCUGGUGGGGAUGGUGAAUUUGCGACGACAUCAUCAGGCGCCGUAUCCGGGGCGACGGCUCAACGCGUGUGCGCCGUUAAGGAUUGCGCCGAUGGUGCCAGCCAUUCUCUACGGCGCAAGUGCGUCCGCAAGACCGUUAAGAAGUGCCUGCUCAACUUCGAGAUACCAGUGGGUACCUCAAACGUUUGGCUCUGUGAGCCUCACUACAACACCGUCAUCCAAUCCUCCGGCUGCGUCCUGUGCAAGCGUCGUCUGGGCAAGAAUCACAUGUACCAUAUAACCUCACAGGACACUGAUCGCUUGGAGAAGGCCCUCGCCGAGAUGGGCAUUCCUGUGCAGCUUGGCGUCGGCACCGCCGUUUGCAAACUGUGCCGUUACUUUGCCAAUCUGCUGAUGAAGCCACCGGACAGCACCAAGUCCACAAAGGCCGAGUUCGUCAAGAAUUACCGCAAGAGGCUGCUAAAGGUGCACAAUCUGCAGGAUGGCAGCAAUGAGGUCUCCGAAGCGGAUGAGGAGGAUGUGCGAGCCACAACCUCAACAGCUGGAGGAGGCGGAGCAGGAGGAGGAAGCGGAGGUGCUUCCACAACGUCGGCCGCUUGUGAUGAAGGCUCUGCGGAUAUGCCAAUGGUAGUGGACUAUGAUGGGCCAACGGAUUCCAACUCGAGCAGCUCCUCAACGACGCCCAUUGGCCAUGGAGCAGGCACCAGCAGCAGCAGCAGCAAACAGAUAUCCAAGCUGCAGGCCAUACUCCAGCAGAAUCUGUCUGGCGAGACGGCGGCCAAUUCGAAUUCCAAUUCCAACUCGAAUUCCAAUUCGAAUUCGAAUGGCAAAGCUAAGGUCGAAGCGGAUAUCUCGAAUGUGCUGCGUGGCAAUCCAAACAUCUCGAUGCGCGAACUCUUUCACGGCGAGGAGGAUUUGGGAGUGCAGUUCAAGGUGCCGUUCGGAUGCAGCAGCAGCCAGCGUACGCCGGAGGGUUGGACACGGGUGAGCACGUUCCUGCAGUAUGACGAGCCGACGCGCCGCUUGUGGGAGAAGCUGCAGAAGCCAUAUGGCAAUCAGAGCUCCUUUUUGCGUCAUCUCAUUCUGCUGGAAAAGUAUUAUCGCAACGGGGAUCUAGUUCUCGCCCCGCACGCCUCGCCCAAUGCCAGCGUUUACACGCAGACGGUGCGUCAACGUCUGAAUUCCUACGAUCAUGGUCAUUGCGGCGGCCUUUUUCAGGGCAAUGCCUCGACAAAGACGAACGCCAGCUCUUUAUCACCCAAUGCCCAAUCCAAUGCCAAUGCCAAUGCCAACUCCCACUCCGGCUCCGGCUCCAGCUCUAGCUCCAACUCCUGCUCUCCUCACGCACAGACCCAAGUCACUGUCAGCUCGAAUGCUGCAUCUGCAUCUGCAUCCUCUGGUGGUGGCGGUGGUGUUCUCGCCAAUGCUCUAACUGAGCAACAGUCAAGCCAGGCAGAAGCUGUCAUUCCACUGGUGGAACUAAACGAUGAUGAUGAUGAUGACGAGUAUAAUAAGAUGGAGGAGGAGGUGUCCUACUACUCCUCGGAGGUGGGUCUCAUGGAACGCCUACGCAAUGUCUCCGUCGACAAGCUGACCAAGCAACUCAGCUCGAAUGCGGUCACAAUCACAGCGCGACCCAAAGACAGUCUCAACAAACGGACUGCAACUGCAGCUGGAGCUGGAACUGGAGGUGGAUCAGGAUCUGGAUCAGGAUCAGGAGUAACUGCAACUGCUGUGCUUAACGAGGAGCCACCGCAAAAGGUGUCUAAGGAUGCACCUCCACUAGUGCCCACUAGCGCGGCAAAUAGUCGCAGCAUCCUAAAGACCAAUCUGCUGAACAAGGCCGUUGAGAUUGUGCCACUUGCUAGUCACCAACAACAACAACAACAACAGCAUCAACAGCAGCAGCAACAGCAGCAACAACAACAACAGUCCAACAAUAAACCCGCCUCCGUUUCCGGUGAAAAGCCACACAAGUUGCUGGACAUGGCCAUUAAGUUGGCCAGCCAUGCUCACAACGAGACCGCAGCAUCCGUGGCGUUGCUCUCUCUGCAGCAGCAGGCACACACACUCACACACACACAGAAGCAGAAACCUUUGACGGCAACAGGCAGCACAACACUUACGCCCACAAUCCUGCAACAACAACAGCAACAGCAACAACAGCAGCUGUCGUCUGCAAAGCCAACAAAGAAUGUGGCACAACUGCUGAGCUCGCCACCAGAGCUGAUUAGUCUGGAGCGGCGCCGCAGCAGCGGUGCUAGUGGUGCCAGUGGUGGCAGUGGUGCUGCUGCUGCUGCUGCCACAGUUCCCUCUUUGGCUGGUAGGCGCUUGCAACUGCCGCGCACUGGAGCAGCUGGCGCUGGAGCUGGGACGCCCAGUGUGAUCAAGUUGCCGGACUCGUUGUCGCCGCAGGAGCGUCAGGACAGCAAGAGCUGGAAGCCAACGUUGAUACCGCUGAAGGAGCAGCACCGGGUGCCAAACAAAUCGCCAACGCUAUUCCAAACCGCCGACGGACGCCGUCUGCCCGCCCAGGUGCAGGUGCAGUCCGGUGGCAAGCCGUACCUCAUCUCCAUCAUUGACUACAACCGCAUGUGCAUUCUGCGACGCGAGAAGCUGAUGCGCGAUGCCAAGCUGAAGCCUGGCCAGUCACAGCAGCAGCGGCAGCAGCAACAGCAGCCGCAAACGGAACAGCAGCAACAGCAAUCCAUGUCCGCUGGACUGAGAUUGAUCAGCAAGAUGACAGCAGCAGAGCAGACUGCACGUCAUCAGUUGCAGCAGCUGCAACAACAACACCACAAGCAGCAGCAGCAGCAACAACAACAGCUGCCAACGCUGCAGCCUGGAGGUGCCAGCAGCGGAUUGCGUCUGGCGCGCUUGGCACCGAAGCCAAUGCCACCACUGAGCAAUCCACAAAAUGCAACUGGAGCCAGCUCACAGUCGUCGAACUAUCCGCCAAUGUUGGUCAAUGCAUUGACAGCGGCAGCACCCGCCAGUGCAGCCGGCAAUAGCAAUGUCACCUUGGACAGCAACAGCUCCUGGUUGUGGAACAACUUUCCCGAUGCCACUCAGUAUCUAUUGAAUGGAAAUGGUAGCGCAGGUUCUUCUCCAGCUGUUGCUGCCAAAUUGCCACAUCUCACAGCGAAGCCGGCGGCAACUGCCACCAGCGGAGGCGGGGGCGGGGUAGUUGGUGUUGGUGGUGUUGGUGGUGGCGUCACCUUCACACUGAAGCAGCAACAGCAACAACAACAGCAGCAAAAGCUCAUCGACAAUGUCAUCAUGUCGAAAAUACCUAAAAGCCUCACAGUCAUUCCGCAGCAUAUGGGAAGCGGAGCUGGAGGAGAUGUUGCCGGCGGGGCAAAGGAAUGAGUACUAACAAUCAGCAACAAUAAAAAUCUGCAACUACAACUAGAAAUACAACCCAAUCCUGCCAGUGAUGAUGGGAAAGCGAAUCAAACAGAACCAUAUAAGGAUAAGAACGAAGAGCAUCUGCAUUUUAAAAGAAACAACAUAAUUAUUUUAAAAAUAAGAGAGAGAAAAAGAGAGAGAGCAGAAGCAAAAGCAAAAGCAAGUGCGGAUCAGAUAUCAAAAUCAGAUUUGAUUAUGAUAAUGAUGACAAUGCAAAUUCCAUAAUAUAUUAUCAUAAUAGUCGAGAAGAUAUAUUAAGAUAUUUUAUAUUUAACACAAAUUGAUAAUGAAACUCCCCCAAAAUCAACAUCAAAACACAACAAGAAAGAAAAGAAAUGAUGAAAAGAACAUAUACACGUUAAGAUUAGGGUCUAGAAUUACGCAUAGUUUACUACAUAUACAGCUAGAGUUGAAAACUAUACAAAUAGAAGAGAUAGAGAUACAUAGCAAACAAAAACAAAAGAACGAAGAAGAAAUUGAAAAAUUCAAAGGCAAGAGAUUUACACAAAAUAUGGUGUGUAUGCUACGAUAAAGAUAGAAAUACGCUAGAUAUAUACUAUAUAUAUAUAUAUAUAUAUAUAUAUAAAGGGUAGUAGUAUUAGUGUUUGGGGUGUGUUUUAUUGAAUCAUUUUUAAGUACGCCUUUAAAGUUAACAUCGUUACACGAUACUGAGAACAGAUAUACCAUACAUAUACAUUAUAUAUCUCCCAUAUAUAUUUACACACAUAAACAAACAAACAAAUAUAUUUACUAUAUUUUUUUAUUAGAUUUUACCGCACAUCAAUUCAAUGGGCAUUCGUGUAUUAUAUAUACCAAAUUGCUAAUGGUUAGCAUACAUGCAUACAUUAUCUGAUACUAUAUAGGAUCCAACUAUAUACACAAAUCAAAACCGACAGAGACAGAAGAGUUAGAAAUAACGAAAGAGAGAGAGAGGAAGAGAGAGUGCAAGUAGAGCACAAACUAAACUAUAUGUAUGUAAUAAUCGACUAUAUGUUUAUAUAUGUUGUAGCAUGAUAACCCCAACACCACGAUAAUCUAACCCAAACUACCCCCGCAGGUGCUGUAAUGCUUAGGGAUUGGGGUUGGUUAGAGUUGGGGUGAUUUGUGUGUUUGUAGGGCUUCGCAGGAAUGCUCUUUUUACAGACUUUAGUUUGUGCAAUCUGUCUUUAUCCGAAUGUCUGCCAGAUUGGUUUCUCCACACACACAAACACACACACAUUUACAAACAACAGUUAGACACAGUUACUUUUAUAGGUAUUUUUUUUUUUUUUAAAUUAACAUUAACAAACAGACUAUAAAUCUAAACAAUUAAAAAAAAGGAUGAACCUAACUAAUCAACAAAUGGAAUUAACGUUUCGAUUAUAGAUAUCUAAUUUAUAUUUCAUUUCAAUUAUUAUUAUUUGUACAUAUUUAUAUACACAGUAAAUAUAAACGAAAACAAAAAACAACAAAAACUAAUCAAUAAAAUCGAUAAUUAAUUUACAUAAAUUUAAACCCAUUCCCUAUUCCUCAGCACAUGAAGUGUUCAAAUUCCAUUUUUCAUUUCGUUCUCUGUGGUUGCUUCUAUAAUUUUCUUUUAGUUCAAUGUUGUCCUUACUGACAUCGGUAUCGCUAACGGUAUCGGCAUCAACAAUGCAACAAAACGAUCAAUCACAAGAGGUCAAUAAACUGACAAUGGCACUCAAAUCACAAAAGCUUUCAAAUGCAAAACAAAUUAAUUAUAUGUAUCUGAUAUAUAUAUAUAUAUAUAUAAAUUUAAGGAAGAGGUUUAAUUGUGAAUUAGCUGAUUAAGCAUAGUUAUAUUUAUACAUAUGAAUUCAAUUGUUGUUGUUAAACAUUGAAAAAUGUAUUUAUAAACCAAACAAAAAUCAAAUUAUGAAUGUUGAGAAUAUUUUCGGUUGUCGUCGUUUUGCCUAAAAAAAAAGAAAGAGAAAAUAGUUAUUUCUAUAUAUACAGAAAUUUAUAUAUAAGAAAACAUACAAAUACAUAUAUAUAUAUAUAUAUACAUAUGCUUUCCCAAGUUAAGCCCGCUUAAAAUAGGGCUUAGGGAUCUAGAGACAUACCAGUAUCCAGUAUAUAAACUGAUCUAACUGAUGCACAUUUGCCUUUAAGAACUUGGUUUUUACAUUGUGUGCAUGUGUGAGUCAUUGUGUAUGUGUGUGAGUGUUUGUAUGUAAAUGAAAAUGUAAGCGUGUGUGUACAUAAUGUUGACUUAUGUAUUCUAAUGAUAAAAAAAAGAAAUAAAACUUGUAUACCAACUACCAAUUACACUUAUUUAUGCAUUAAUUUCAGUUCAUGUAAACAUAAGCGAAGAUCAAAUCCCAUUUAGAUGCGAUCUCCAGUCUUUUGUUACCAUCAAAAUGAAAUUCAAAAUAAACCCCAUAUGAUAAGUACUGCAAA